Molecule: messenger RNA, 4142 nt
Organism: Dermochelys coriacea (leatherback sea turtle)
Lineage: Eukaryota; Metazoa; Chordata; Testudines; Dermochelyidae
Gene: RFC1
Product: replication factor C subunit 1
Exons: 25
Coding region: 348-3644 (1098 amino acids)
Biological process (GO): DNA repair; DNA replication
Cellular component (GO): nucleus; DNA replication factor C complex
Molecular function (GO): DNA binding; DNA clamp loader activity; ATP binding
Source: RefSeq, a predicted model, not a curated record
GGUUGGCAGAGAUACUCCAUUAAGGGAAAAGUGAGCUCCUUGGAAUGAUGUGUAGUGAAAGGAAGCUGCUGCCAUGUGUGCCUCAACUGAGCAAAGAUUGCUCUGCAUCUUGUAAGACCUGUAUUGACUAUGAGUACAUUCAACUCUACAGGUUUAAAGCAAAAACUUUGAUCAGUGAAUGGACAAAGAGUUGUUGAGAGAGAUAUCAGAAAAUUCCGUUGGGGUUGUAUCUACUGGCAAGAAAUAUGAAUGUGAGAGAGUGAAAAAGACAGAGAAAACCAAAAAUGGGGAAGAGUCUUCAGAUGGGAAGAAGAAAACAAAGGAUAUCAAGGUGAAGAAUUCAUCUAAUGAAGAUGAUUCCAGACAAAGCAGACAAACAAGAAAAAAAGAUAGAUCUAGAUUCAGAUUCAGAAGAGGAGACGCAGUCAGUAAAGAAAUCUAAGAAGCCACCAGAGAGAAAACCAUCCUCUUUAAAACCUGAUAAAGUUCUUAAGCAGGAUCCUGUUUAUGUUUCAGAGACAGAUGACGAAGGUGACUUCAUUAAUAAGAAGACUUCCCAGAAACCCAAGGAGAAUGGAACAUCAGCAAGCAGCUGCCUAGGAACAACAGGAGCAAGAAAGGAGGAUGCAAAAUCACAAGCUAAAAGUAAACCUUUAUCUCCAAUAAAAUUGACGCCAACCUCAGUACUCGAUUACUUUGGAACUAGUAGCGUGCAUCGAUCGGAAAAGAAAUUGGUAGCAAGCAAAAGAAAAGAACCUUCACAAAGCAGAGAUUCAUUGCUAGAAGAUGAGGCCAUUGCUAAGCAACUGCAGUUAGAGGAAGAUUCAGAGCUAGAGAGACAAUUGCAUGAGGAUGAAGAAUUUGCCAGAACUCUGGCCAUGUUGGAUGAAACACCAAAGAAAAAAAAGGCUCGAAAAGAUCUGGAAGAGAAGCUAACCAUUUCGACAACCAAGACCAGUUCAAAUGCAACAGAAAAACAUAAAUUGUCUCAAAAAGGGGAAACAUCAAACUCAACAGAUGACACAAGAAAUUAUAGUGCGAAGGAACAAACUAAAUCUGAAAGUACAAGACCAUCUUGUCCACAUCCAGAAACUUCUGUUGGAAAAGCCGUGCACUCAGAGAAUAAGACCUUGCCUUUGAAACCUAGCUCUAAGCUGCUGGCUCUGAAACAAAAAGAAGAGAGCAAUAAAAAGGAGAGAGAGACUCCCAGUGCAGUGACAAAAGAAAAAAUAAUUUCAGGAAAGGAAGAGAAGAGAACACCAAAGAAACGGAAAGUUUCUCCCCAAAAGCCUGAGUCUAUUAGUCCUGAGGACUCUGAAAAGAAACGAGUCAACUACGAGGCAUAUCGAAGCUUCCUUAAUCGAGAGGGUCCAAAAGCACUAGGUUCCAAAGAGAUACCGCAAGGAGCUGAAAACUGCUUGGAGGGCCUGACGUUCGUAAUUACAGGAGUCCUGGAGUCUAUUGAACGAGAUGAGGCCAAGUCUUUAAUUGAGCGUUAUGGAGGAAAAGUGACUGGUAAUGUGAGCAAGAAGACAAACUAUCUCAUUAUGGGGCGUGACUGUGGCCAGUCUAAAUGUGAGAAGGCAUCAACAUUAGGGACAAAAAUUAUUCAUGAGGAUGGCCUAUUUGAUCUGAUUCGAACUAUGCCAGGCAAAAAGUCCAAAUAUGAAUUAGCAGCUGAAGCAGAGGCAAAUAAAGCAAAGUCAAAAUGGGUCAAGACCCCACAGAAAACGGAGCCUGAAACAAGAAAAAUUAGCCCAGCUAAGAAAGAAACUGACUCUAAAAAAAGCAACUCCACUCCUGAAAAAGGAGGCACCUUCAGAGCUAUAAAAAAAGAAACUACUGAAGCUCAGAAAGGUCUGGACUUCAAGCAGCAAACUAUGGAGAAGAAGCAUGCCCCAAAGACUGAAGAGAGUUGUGUUCCUGAGAUAAGCAAAGGCAGAGCAGAGGGGUUGUUGUGGGUUGAUAAAUAUAAGCCCACAUCUCUUAAAACAGUAAUUGGACAGCAAGGAAAUCAAAGCUGUGCCAAUAAGUUGUUACGAUGGCUCCAAAACUGGCACAAGAAUACUUCUGAGGAAAAACAUGCAAAACCCAAUAAAAUGGGAGGCAAAGAUGAUGGUACUAAUUUUAAAGCAGCUUUGCUGUCAGGUCCACCAGGAGUUGGUAAAACGACUACAGCUGCUUUAGUUUGUGAGGAACUGGGGUACAGCUAUGUGGAACUGAAUGCUAGUGACACUCGCAGUAAGAACAGUUUGAAGGACGUGGUUGCCGAAUCUUUAAAUAACACCAGCAUGAAAGACUUCUGUUCUGGAACAUCCCAUUCAGUUAGCAUGAAACAUGUAUUGAUCAUGGAUGAAGUGGAUGGAAUGGCAGGGAAUGAAGACAGAGGAGGAAUACAGGAGUUAAUUGGUCUGAUCAAAACCACAAAGAUUCCUAUCAUAUGUAUGUGUAAUGAUCGGAACCAUCCCAAGAUUCGUUCCCUGGUCCAUUACUGUUUUGAUCUUCGCUUUCAGAGACCUCGGCUAGAACAGAUUAAGGGUGCCAUGAUGUCUAUUGCAUUUAAAGAAGGGUUAAAGAUACCCGCUCCAGCUAUGAAUGAGAUAAUUCUGGCAGCAAAUCAGGACAUUAGGCAGGUUUUACAUAAUCUUAGUAUGUGGUGUACAAAAAAUAAAUCACUGACCUAUGAUGAGGCAAAAGCUGAUGCCAGCAAAGCCAAAAAGGAUAUCAAACUGGGCCCCUUUGAUGUUGUCAGGAAGGUUUUUGCUGCUGGAGAGGAAACUGCUCACAUGUCUCUUAUAGACAAAUCCGACCUAUUCUUCCAUGAUUACUCUCUAGCACCUCUUUUUGUCCAAGAAAACUAUGUACAUGUGAAACCUGUUGCUGCUCGAGGUAACAUGAUAAAACACUUGAUGCUACUGAGCAGAGCAGCAGACAGUAUAUGUGAUGGUGAUCUAGUCGACAGGCAGAUUCGCAGUAAGCAAAACUGGAACCUUCUGCCUACGCAGGCCAUUUAUUCGAGUGUUCUCCCUGGGGAACUAAUGAGAGGUUACAUGUCACAGUUUCCUAACUUUCCAGGCUGGCUGGGGAAAUUUUCAUCCACAGGCAAACAUGACCGGAUUGUUCAAGAACUGGCACUGCACAUGAGUCUCAGAACCCACACCAGCAAGAGAGCCGUAAACCUGGAAUAUUUGUCAUACUUGCGGGAUGCACUUGUUAGACCCUUGACAAGCUUAGGAUCAGAAGGUGUAAAGGAUACUGUAACAUUCAUGGACUCCUAUUGCUUGAUGAGAGAAGAUGUUGAAAAUAUUAUGGAAAUAUCCAGCUGGGGAGGCAAACCUAGUCCCUUUUCUAAACUGGACCCCAAGGUCAAAGCAGCUUUUACACGUACCUAUAACAAAGAGGCACAUUUGACACCAUAUGCCCUGCAUGCAGUAAAAACAUCUAAACGGCUGCCAGGGCCCGGGUUGGCUUCAGAAAUGAAUGAAGAAUUGAAUGCUGACGAAUUGCAGUCUGAUGAGGAUGAGCAAGAUACUAUUGAAAGUGAUGCAAUGAUCAAGCAAAAAAAGGCAAAGUCGUCUUCCAAGCUGUCAAAAGCAGCAAACAGAGAAGAAACAAAAAAAGGAAAAGGGAAAGGAAAGAAAUGAGAAACUGAACUGUUCAGUACUGACUGAUUACAUUGGGUAACCACUCUAGCUUUGGACACAGCUUUGCUUGCUAAAGAUACCCACUUUCAGUAAGGUGAAGCAGUGAUUCUAUUGCAGCUGGAAGGGUAGAACCAGUGGGCUGAAAAUGCUCCUCUUAUAGAGGUAGUGUGGCUGCUUUGCAAUCCAAAUAUGCAGGGGUAAUGUAAAUGUUUACAAUCUUUUUUUUUUUAUGCUUUGCAGCAUGUUAACAAACUGCAGACUUUAGUCUGCUGCUGGAAGGUCACCUGUAGUUUCAGCAGAAACAUGUUGAAAGAGGGGUUUAGCUUCCUGCCAUUUAUACUAAUAGUUUUCUUCACAGGACUUUGAACCUUUUUACUAAAUCUCUGCUAUUAUGUGGUGAAAUCUUGUAAAUACUGCCAAAAUUUAAAUUGCAUAUUUCUUUUGUACAUUAUAAAAAUGCAGCAAUGUAUAAAAUUGCAAUAAAAUUAGUUUCACAAA